Molecule: messenger RNA, 3378 nt
Organism: Akanthomyces muscarius
Lineage: Eukaryota; Fungi; Ascomycota; Sordariomycetes; Hypocreales; Cordycipitaceae
Exons: 2
Coding region: 1-3378 (1125 amino acids)
Biological process (GO): GPI anchor metabolic process; endoplasmic reticulum to Golgi vesicle-mediated transport
Cellular component (GO): endoplasmic reticulum
Molecular function (GO): phosphatidylinositol deacylase activity
Source: RefSeq, a predicted model, not a curated record
AUGACAAGGCACUCGUUUGGGUCGACCGACGACGGUGAAGAAUCGUCUUCUAUCGAUCCCGAUCUUGCCGCCGAGCUCGACAGCCGCCCCUCUGGCCUCAAGUCUCGUCCUCUCUCGACCAGGGUAGCCCAUCGGCCCAGCAACCUCGACUGGAAUCAAGCUGCAUCCUCCAAUGGCAAUGGACAUGCUUCCGCAAAGCCGGUAACCUCUUCUCCUCCUCUCUCACAGUCGCCAACCCUGCCGGCAACAUCUUCCGGUAUGGGUCAUCCCAAACAGAGCCCGCCCGCUCGGCACCGAAGCUACGGCCGCCGAUUUGGUACUUGGUCGAUAUCUCUCUUCGCUCUCUGUACCGCCGCGUUGGGUCUUCUUCUACUCGGCGGCAUUGUCCAUUCCUUGGUGACGCGGCAGCAGGACGUAAAAGGAUGCCGCAUGUCAUACAUGCGACCCUCAUACAUUCACUUGCGCGAGUUCGAUACCGAGCACACUCGUUUCGCGACCAAAUACUCCCUUCACCUCUAUCGUGAGGAAGGGCUAGACGAUGAGACCAAGCUUCGCGGAGUUCCGGUCAUUUUCAUCCCCGGCAAUGCUGGCAGCUACAAGCAAGUUCGACCCAUUGCAGCCGAAGCAGCCAGUCACUUUUACGAACGCCUUCAGCACGAUGGCAACUCUCUCAAUGCCGGCGUACGCAAUCUUGACUUCUUCACUGUCGACUUCAACGAAGACAUCACCGCCUUUCACGGCCAGACCUUGCUCGAUCAAGCCGAGUACUUGAAUGAGGCUAUUCGCUUUAUUCUCUCAUUGUAUUCCGACCCCAACAAAGUUAUCCGCGACUCCGAUUUGCCCGAUCCCACGUCUGUCAUCCUGAUCGGGCACUCCAUGGGCGGUGUCGUUGCUCGCGCUAUGCUUGUGCAGCCGAACUAUCAGGCCAACUCGAUCAAUACCAUCAUUACAAUGUCUGCGCCGCACGCCCGCCCUCCAGUCACUUUUGAUGGGCAGAUUGUUCAAAUUUACGAUGAGAUAAACGAAUAUUGGAGGAGAGCGUACACCCAGAAGUGGGCCAGCAGCAACCCCCUUUGGCAUGUUACACUGAUUUCGAUUGCUGGCGGUAGCCUCGAUACCGUUGUCCCUUCCGACUACGCCGACAUUAACUCACUUGUGCCCGAGACACACGGCUUCACUGUCUACACCACCGGUGUACCCACAGUUUGGACGAGCGCUGACCAUCAAGCUAUCAUGUGGUGCGAUCAAUUCCGCAAGGUCGUCAGCCAAGCUCUGUUUGAUGUUAUUGACGUCCACCGGGCCAGCCAGACCAAGCCUAGAGCUGAGCGAAUGACUACUUUCAGAAAGCGAUUCUUGACUGGAUUGGAACCCAACGCGCAAAAGACAAUCAACCAGGGCCAGGCUACUACCCUUCUCAUGAUCGAUGAGAACACGAAGAAUUUUGUGGCAGCAGAUCAGCGUCUCGUGAUGAGGCAGCUUGGCACCAAUCCAGGCCCGCAAGUCCAUCUUAUGCCGAUUCCACAUCCAGCGGAGCCAAUUGGCAAGCGAUUUUCUUUGCUGUCCAGCAGCCCACUGAGCGACGUCGCGGGAUCCGGUCUCGAGGUGCUACUUUGUAGCGUACUGACAUCACCCGCCGCCAGCAUUCCGUUCGUCACGACAAUGGACUUUGCUCAAAGUACCAAAGUCAGCACUAAGCUCGCCUGCAAGAACGCAGCUGGCGAUUCCGAUGUUCUGCCAGCUUCAACCAAGCACACAGUGAACCCAUUCUACCGCGACGGCGAGCCUGAGCUGGUCCCAUUCUCACACUUGAGAUACGACGCUCAGCAUAUUUCAGACUAUCAAUUUGUUGCCGUAAUCGACAAGUUUGAAUCGCCUGUUGACAAUUUCGUCAUGGCUGAGUUCAGUGACGUGCUGGACUUUGAACAAGAGCACAACAUCGCGCUUGGUAAAUUGCUUACACUUGGCCUUUCGUUUACUCUCCCAGCGACGCGACCCACUGUCGUGGAAGCAAAGAUUCCCGCCAUUGAGUCUAGCGUCUUGGCUUAUAAUCUUCAGGUUGAAUCUGGAGCUUGCGCUCAGGAGGCUCUCUUUGCGCCAAUGCUGCGCCAAUCUUUGCAGAGCCCACACGAGUCCCGUUACUUUGUCAAUGUCUCGCAGACCGGCAUCAGCCUUCAUGGCGAGGCGCCUUAUAUGCCACCAACGAUGGCUCACAAAACGAAUAAGGGCGUCGCCCUAGAAUUCUUUUCGGAUCCGACAUGCAAAGCUCCGCUCAAGGUCACCGUUACUUUUGACGCCUUGGGCAGCCUGGGCAAGCUGUACAUGCGCUACCGUACAGUGUUUGCAGCGUUCCCGCUGCUCAUUGUUACUCUUGUGCUUCGAAAGCAGUUCCGCGUUUAUGACGAGACUGGCGUCUUCAUCUCGUUCUCGGAGAGUCUCGACCUGUCGCUCCGCCAAUCGAUCCCGCUGCUGCUACUCUCACUCACGCUUCUGGCGACCUCCAUUGGUGUGGCGCCGCAGAUCGACACCAGCAGAGGCGGCUGCCCUUUGGUGGACACUGUAUCGGCUAUUGACUUUCAUCGCAAUGAUCUUUUGAUCGGCACGGACGAUCCAUUCUUUACCUUCAUGGUGCCAUUGAUUGGUAUCGUUUGUAUUGGAGUCUGCACAGCCCUUCACUAUGUCGUUUUGCUUCUCGCGCAGUUAUUCAGCUUUGCCUUUAUCCUUUUCCCAUCCCGCGGAAGCCCCGAUGCUAGCAACGGAAGUGCCAGCGCUGCCUCGCCCAUCUUUGCGCCAUCCACGCCUCGACGACGCAUGAUUUCAACCGCGAUUCUUCUGCUCUUGGUUGCGACGUUCAUCCCAUACCAGUUUGCCUAUCUGGUGGCUUGCCUCGUGCAGCUCUUCACAUCCGUUAGAGCUCUCCGCAUCAGCGCCGUCACGCCAUCCACGUCCAAUGUGAACUAUUACCACUAUACGCACUCGAUCCUUCUGCUGAUGAUGUGGGUUCUUCCCAUCAAUCUGCCCAUUCUGGCUGUGUGGGUGCGCAAUCUUGCGGUGCACUGGCUUACACCCUUUUCCUCGCACCACAAUGUCCUCUCCAUUACACCUUUCAUCCUAUUGGUCGAAAACAUGACGACUGGCCGCAUGGUACCGCAAAUAUCAAGCUGGUUGCGGCAUGUCACGAGCAUUCUUUUGUUCGCCACUGCACUGUGCGCGGCCAUCUACGGCAUUUCGCAUGCCUAUCUGUUGCAUUACCUAGUUAACAUCAUCGCCGCCUGGCUCGUGAUUCUACACGCCGCCUCGACGUCGUGGUCCGUCCGUAACCUGGGCGCCAUGUUCGAAGGGAAUGCGGAUGAAGGCAGAACGGACGGGAAAACAUCAUGA